AUGGUUGAUCGAAUAAAGGCUGGCAAAGAAAACAACAAUAAGAAAACCCACCAAAGUUUUGUUCUCGGCGACACAAUAGAGUCAACGACGAAGCGGAUCUGGGUGUGGUGCAAAGACCAUCCCGAACAGAAGGACACAGUUCUAAUACUUCUGGACACGGAAGGAUUGGGAGACAUUGAAAAGAAAGUUACUACAAAAUUAUUGUCAUAUAUCUACUGCCAGGAACCAAAGCAACUCGAAGUUAGCAAACCAGUCAACGGAUCAAUGUUCGCCACGCUAGCCAGAAAUUAUGUAGAUGCCCUUGCAAAGGGAGCAGUGCCUGAUGUUGACGAUGCAUUUGCAUCGGUUGCUAAAAUCGAAAAUCAAAGAGUUAAAGAAGAAUGCAUGAACAUGUUUCGAUCCAAAAUGAAGGGGUUACAGUUGCCACAGCCAUCAAAAUUGCUUGAUACACAUUUCACAGACACCCGGUGGACUGCGCUUGAAUACAUGCGUACAAAAGCUAUCAAGGAUGUUGCAAAUGUUGUUGAAAGAAAAGCUCAGAUGGAAAUGGACUUGUUCUGGCAACAGUUUCAAAGACAAAAUGAAGGGGAAUUGGUGAAACAUUGUGAAAACGUACUUUUUGGCUUGGAAUCCAUUAGAAACUUGCUUGCGAGGUUGCAGACCGAAGGUUAUAAUGUCCUCGGAGGCCAUAAAAAAUUCAAACGAGAUGUCGAAACAGCCAGGCAGCAAUACGAGCAAGCUUUUUGUGAUUAUGAACCAAGAGAGGGGCAAGCCCUGUAG
Molecule: messenger RNA, 780 nt
Organism: Mya arenaria
Lineage: Eukaryota; Metazoa; Mollusca; Bivalvia; Myida; Myidae
Product: guanylate-binding protein 5-like
Exons: 6
Coding region: 1-780 (259 amino acids)
Molecular function (GO): GTP binding; GTPase activity
Source: RefSeq, a predicted model, not a curated record